AUGCCAUAUACUAAAGCAGAGAAGGAAAAGCUUAUACAGCACAUAAAGAAUCAUACUGAAAAAAGAUUACAAGUUAUGAAUAGUGAAUCCGACAGGAUAGCAGAAAUAUGUGAAAGUAAGGUCCUUAGAAGAUUGAACUCUGUAAGUGUAACAUUAUGGAAUAUAAGGCUAAAAGAUGUUCUAGAAGUAGAAAGACACCACAAGCCGACAAUAAAAGGUUUGCUCAAAGAUGUGCGGCAGUUACAGGAGAACUCGUCGUCUAAUAAUAGCACCAAUAUUUCAUAUAGCACCAGAAUCUCGAAUCGAACUGCAUUGAAUGGGAAGAUCACUAAACCAUAA
This is a messenger RNA of Debaryomyces fabryi, 339 nucleotides long. RefSeq lists its product as uncharacterized. The transcript has a single exon. The record is from RefSeq and is a predicted model, not a curated record. NCBI's taxonomy places the organism in Eukaryota, Fungi, Ascomycota, Pichiomycetes, Serinales, Debaryomycetaceae. The coding region runs from base 1 to 339 and encodes 112 amino acids.